Messenger RNA from Thyridium curvatum, 1512 nucleotides. RefSeq lists its product as uncharacterized. Lineage: Eukaryota; Fungi; Ascomycota; Sordariomycetes; Thyridiales; Thyridiaceae. The record is from RefSeq and is a predicted model, not a curated record. The coding region runs from base 1 to 1512 and encodes 503 amino acids. The transcript has a single exon.
AUGGGCUUCUCAUUCGACAGCCUCUUCCGUCCCCAACAACAACAAAAGGUUGUCGAGGAGCAGCCGCCGUCCAGCAACGCCGUGACCGCAGCAGCAACAACCCCCGCGACCACCCAGAUCUCGCUCAAGAACACCACGCCCUCGGCCAAUGUCUACGUGACGGUGACGGGCCUCGACACGAGCAGGAACAACGCCCGCUGGCUGCUGCAGAGCGACGGCGCGACGGGCUACUGGCCCGCGAGCCCGGGCGACGACCACGCCGCCCUGGCCGCCGACUGCAGCAUCGCCCUCGGCGGGCCCGGCAGCUCCCGGACCGUCGCGGUGCCGCACCUCGCCGGCGCGCGCAUCUACUUCUCGCGCGACCGCCCGCUGCACUUUGAGCUCAACCGCGGCGGGCCCGGCGGCGGCGCGGCGCUGGUCGAGCCGUCCAUCACCAACGCGGCCGACGCCAACUACGGCGUCGCCUGGGACUUUUGCGAGUUCACCUACGACGACCGGCAGCUCUUUGUCAACAUCACCUACGUCGACUUUGUCAGCAUCCCGACGGCGCUGCAGCUCGAGAGCGAGACCCCCGGCGCCGCCGUCCAGCGCGUGGCGGGCAUCCGCGCCGGCGGCCUCGACGACAUCUGCGCCCGGCUGCAGGACCAGCAGGCGCGCGACGGCGCCGGCUGGGGCAGCCUCGUCGUCAAGGCGCCCGCCGGCGGCGGCGGCGGCGGCAACCUCCGCGCCCUGUCGCCCAACUCGGGCAUGGUCCUGCAGCCGGGCCUGUUCGCGGGCUACUACGAGCCGUACGUCGACGCCGUGUGGGCCAAGUACCGCUCCGCCGACCUGCGCGUCGACACGCAAGGGUCCUGGGGCGUCGUGACGGGCCGCGUCGGGGGCGGCUCGGCGGGGGGGGAGGACACGCUCGACUUCCCCGGGGUGGGCUCCUUCCCUCGGCCGAGCACGCGCGACGUCUUCUCGUGCGACACGGGCGCGUUCGCGCGCUACGCCGCCAACGGCGACGAGAUGGGCAACAUCACGGCGCGCCUGGCCGCGGCCCUCAACCGCUCGACGCUGCUGCUCAACGGCGACCAGCCCGACGGCGAGCGCGCCGAGACCUUCUACCCGCCGGGCGGCGUGACGAACCACUACGCGCGCAUCCUGCACGCGGCCAGCGUCGACGGCCGCGGGUACGCGUUCCCCUACGACGACGUCGGCGCCGAGGGCGCGCCGGACCAGGCGGGCACCGUGUUCGACGGGGCGCCGAAGCUGUUGACGGUGUACAUCGGCGGGUUUGAUGACGGCGGCUCGGCGGCGGUGGAGGCGGCGGCGCAGGGCGCAGCCAAGGCCGAGGUGGCGGAGGCGGCGACGGCGAAUGUGGUGAAGAAGGAGGAGGAGCGGAGUGGGGGAGAUGGCGAGGAGGAAGGCGGAGGCAGGCUGAAGGCGCGGCUGGCUUCGGUGCGAGGGUCGGUGAGGAGGGUCCUGAGCCGCCGUCUGGGCCCGGGCCGGCGGGCUCAGAAGGUUGCCUGA